GAAAUAGUUAUUUCUAAUAGCACUUCAGAGAAGUACUUAGCAGAAAAAUUAAAUUUAUAUAAGGUUUCAGAUUUUGAUAAGUUAACGCAAAAAAUGAGCGUCGUCAGUUGCAGCCCAAAAUGCUUUGAGAUCUACGAGGCCAUACGCAAGAGCAAAGAGUAUCGUUACAUAAUCUUUCGCCUCGUUUCCGAUGCCUUUGUCGAUGUGGAGACCGUCGGUCCGCGGGACAACGACUAUAACCAGUUCCUUGAGGAUCUCACUCGCAAUGGACCCAUCGAAUGUCGCUAUGGAGUGUUCGAUCUGGAAUACACCCAUGUGUGUUUGGUAACCAAACAGGAAAUAAAGCGAGAGAAAUUGGUGCUGCUUUGCUGGUGUCCCAAUGAAGCCAAGCCCAAGGGAAAAAUACAAUAUCUGAGCUAUUUGCGGCAAUUUAUGGAUCAGUUAAAAGGCGUUCAGUAUUAUAAGACUGUUCGCGAAAGACUGGAGCUGUCGCGCGAAGCCAUCGUGGGAUUUUAUCGUGGCAAACAGCCAAAGCAUUAAAAGCAUGGAGUUUGUUUACUUUUGUGACUUGCCAAAAACAAAAUGAGAUACAUUGUGAAUGAAAACGAAAUCAAAAUCUGGGCACGACAUCGAGCUAUUUAAAAAUUUAUGUUUUAUACAAAAUCUUAAAAAAAAAGUGAUUAAAUAACUACGAAGCGGCUUAAAUUGAUAUGGAACAGAAAGUGUAAGAAUAAUACGAAAUCAAAUAAGAAAAUCGCCAAGGAAAAUAUUGGAAUACAUUAAUUUUAAUCUAUAAAUUAUUAAAUGAUAUGUUUUUAAUAAGCGUAAGCAGGUGUAAUGCGAAAAAAUGAACUUAAUUAUUUUUACUUUUACU
This is a messenger RNA of Drosophila montana, 874 nucleotides long. Its product is annotated as cofilin/actin-depolymerizing factor homolog. The transcript has 2 exons. Gene Ontology annotation, cellular component: cytoplasm; actin cytoskeleton; actin cortical patch. The record is from RefSeq and is a predicted model, not a curated record. Lineage: Eukaryota; Metazoa; Arthropoda; Insecta; Diptera; Drosophilidae. Gene Ontology annotation, molecular function: actin filament binding. The coding region runs from base 94 to 540 and encodes 148 amino acids. Gene Ontology annotation, biological process: actin filament severing; actin filament fragmentation.